AUGGAUAAGAUGAAGUUUUGUGGGGAAUUGGUAACAACCAAAAGAAUGAAGAUAAAUCGUUUCUAUGGCGUGUUAAACGCAGAAAUUAGAGAGUUCAUCACUCCUUCAAAAUGUGAAACCCUCGAUGAGCUCAUUAAUUUAGCACGGGAUAGGGAGAUUGAAAUUAAAAGGCAAGAAGAGCGAGGUGAAAAGAGACCAAGUGAAAAGGGUGCAAGUUUUAGUCCAUCUAAAAAGGGGAAGUUUCAGGAUCAAGGAAGGAAGGGUAAGUCGAAGGGUGGAAUUACUCCAUGCAAGACUUGUGGGAAGCUCCAUACCGGAGAGUGUUUGUUAGGCAAAAAGGGGUGCUUCAAAUGCGGUAAGGAGGGACAUUCGUCUUAUCAAUGCCCGAACAACCCGAAUACUUGUUUCAACUGUUUGGAAAAGGGGCAUAUCAAAUCGGAAUGCCCGAAGCUUCAGCAAGAGUCAAAGAAAGAAGAUAAGAAGUAA
Molecule: messenger RNA, 486 nt
Organism: Helianthus annuus (common sunflower)
Lineage: Eukaryota; Viridiplantae; Streptophyta; Magnoliopsida; Asterales; Asteraceae
Product: DNA-binding protein HEXBP-like
Exons: 1
Coding region: 1-486 (161 amino acids)
Molecular function (GO): nucleic acid binding; zinc ion binding
Source: RefSeq, a predicted model, not a curated record